AUGACCCUACGCGAGCCAAAGAAUGGUUCAAGCCAGUCAGCUGGAAAUCGGCUCCAUCUCAUUCCCCUACCAGCAGAGCGAUAUUUAUUUAUGGCCAAGAAGUUCCUGCUCCAUCUGCUUGUUCUGGUGCACAUGACCAGUGGCGCCCCUGCCCGAGGCACUGAGAUUAUUCCACUCCUGGCAUCCAAUUCCAUCAUCAACCGCCGAAACCUCUUUCUGGACCCGAAAUCGAAGCUCUUCCUCAUUCGGCUGCGGUAUAGUAAGGUGCUGGCGACCACUGGCAUGGAGCGGAAUGCUGUCCGAGCCAUCCCCAGAGCUCCAUCCCAUAUACUACUGGUCUAUCUGGUGGUUGUGGAGCCAUUCAUUCACUAUCUCCAUCAGGCAUUGAAGCUCCGAAACCGCCGCAGUCUUCUUUUUUUCAAUUCAGGGCGACCUCCCUACCAGCCGCCAGGUCAGUGA
Messenger RNA from Monascus purpureus, 459 nucleotides. The record is from the annotation of a GenBank genome assembly. Lineage: Eukaryota; Fungi; Ascomycota; Eurotiomycetes; Eurotiales; Aspergillaceae.